This is a messenger RNA of Gossypium raimondii (Peruvian cotton), 2550 nucleotides long. Its product is annotated as subtilisin-like protease SBT5.6. The transcript is spliced from 9 exons. Gene Ontology annotation, molecular function: serine-type endopeptidase activity. The record is from RefSeq and is a predicted model, not a curated record. Bases 93 to 2432 code for a protein of 779 amino acids. NCBI's taxonomy places the organism in Eukaryota, Viridiplantae, Streptophyta, Magnoliopsida, Malvales, Malvaceae. Gene Ontology annotation, biological process: proteolysis.
AUCAGCAUAAAGUACAAACAAUUCAUCAAGACGCUUAUAAAUAUAACAUUAUCUCUCCAUAGGAUUGACAAUACUCAGUACCGUUAUUUGCCAUGAAGAACACUAUCUCUUGUUUCCUUCUACUCUUGAUUGUCGUUCCUAUCUUGGCCUCAUCUGUUGAGAAAAAAGUGUAUAUAGUUUACUUGGGGCAGCACAACAAUGGGGAGAAAGUUUUGCAUGAGAUUGAGAAAACCCAUAUCUCAUACUUACUUUCAGUCAAAGAAUCUGAAGAAGAUGCUAAAUCUUCCCUUCUUUACAGCUACAAACACAGCAUCAAUGGCUUUGCUGCAAAGCUUACACCAGAUGAAGCCUCCAAGCUCUCUGGAAUGGAUGGGCUUUUGUCAGUGUUUCCUUCACAUGGAAAGCACUCAGUGCAGACAACAAGGUCAUGGGAAUUUGUUGGCUUAGAUGAAGGAGAUAGCUAUUCAUGGGAAAAGCUUAAGAUGGGAGGAGAAGACUUGUUGUCAAAAGCUAAACAUGGCAAAAAUGUCAUUAUUGGAGUGAUGGAUAGCGGUGUAUGGCCGGAAUCACCGAGCUUCAGUGACCAAGGAAUGGAUCCCACCCCAAAAUCAUGGAAAGGAAUCUGCCAAGGAGGAGUCGCUUUUAACUCAUCCAAUUGCAACAAAAAGAUAAUCGGAGCCCGAUACUACGUAAAGGGUUUCCAGAAUGCAUACGGGCCCGUUAACGCGACGGAAGACUACCUCUCCCCACGAGAUAUAGAUGGCCACGGAACGCACACUGCGUCCACAGCGGCAGGCCGACAAGUUUCUGAUGUUGCCGCCUUCGGUGGGUUCGCAAAAGGCACGGCUUCCGGUGGGGCUCCUUUGGCUCGCCUUGCCAUAUACAAGGCCUGCUGGGCGAUCCCUAACCAACCCAAAGCGGAUGGCAACACUUGUUUCGAUGAAGAUAUGCUUGCAGCUUUGGAUGACGCCAUAGCUGAUGGUGUUCACAUACUUAGCGUUUCCAUUGGAACCGCCAAACCUUUACCUUUUGAACAUGAUGUAAUUGGUCUUGCUGCGUUAGAGGCUGCAAAGCGCAACAUCCUCGUUGUAUGCAGUGCGGGGAACAGUGGUCCUGCCCCUGGAACAUUGUCGAACCCGGCGCCGUGGAUAAUUACGGUCGGUGCUAGUAGCCUUGACCGCGCAUUUUUUGCACCCGUUAAGCUAGGCAAUGGCUUGAAACUUAUAGGACAAAGUGUUACACCAUACAAGAUGAAGAAGAUGUCCCCAUUAGUUUACGCAGGAGAUGUAGUUGUCCCUGGUGUGCCUCAAAACGUUACAGGGCAAUGCCUUCCUGGUUCACUCGACCCCACUAAGGUGAAAGGGAAGAUCGUGGUGUGCACGAGAGGGGCUGGUCUAAGAGUAGGUAAAGGCUUGGAAGUAAAAAGAGCUGGUGGUGUGGGUUUCGUCUUAGCCAACGCCAAGGCUAAUGGAAAUGAAAUAGCAUGUGACGCUCAUUUGCUACCUGCAACUGCGUUGACCUAUGAUAGUGGGAUUAAGAUUCUUGAAUACAUCAACUCAACAAAGAACCCGAUGGCAGUGGUCAGUCCAGGCAGGACAGUAUUGAAGUACAAGCCCGCACCCUUCAUGGCUGGAUUCACCAGUCGUGGUCCAAAUGUGGUGGAUCCUAAUAUUCUCAAGCCUGAUAUCACGGCUCCAGGGCUUAAUAUUUUGGCAGCAUGGAGUGAAGCAUCAUCUCCCUCAAAGCUACCAGAGGAUAAGAGAUCAGUGAAAUAUAACAUUUACUCAGGAACUUCCAUGUCUUGCCCUCAUGUCUCUGGUGCCGCCGCGCUUCUCAAAGCUAUACAUCCGGAUUGGAGCAUUGCUGCUAUCAAAUCUGCUCUCAUGACCACAGCCGCAAUAGCAAACAGUUUAGGCAGGGCAAUUACAGAUGCAGGCGGGAACAAUGCAACUCCCUUCCAAUUCGGGGCCGGCCAUUUCCGUCCAAUUAAGGCAGCCGAUCCCGGUCUUAUUUACGACGCCUCGUACGACGAUUACCUUCUCUAUCUCUGCACCGCUGGUCCGAAGUCCCUUAUAGAACUUAGCUCUCCAUUUAAGUGCCCGCCUAACCCUCCUUCAACACUCAACCUCAACUAUCCAUCCUUCGCAAUUCCCAACCUUAACACCACCGUCACAAUCACGAGGACGGUCACAAAUAUUGGAAGACCCAAGAGUACAUACUUCUUCAGUGCCAAACCGCCGCCAGGAGUCCAUGUAAAGGUGUCGCCCAGUAUUUUGCAGUUCAAACGAAUAGGAGAGAAGCUGAGCUUCAACAUCACAGUGUCCCCGAUAUAUGAUCCCACAGUGAAGAAAUCUGAGUAUGGCUUUGGUUGGUACAGUUGGGAUGAUAGAUACUAUCAUGUAAGAAGUCCUAUGGCUGUUUAUUUACCGUAAUUUUUAUAGGUUUUUUCGUGUUUCCCAUUUUUAGUGGCUACAUUUUUAAUUGGUCAAAGAAACACUAGUAUGUUAGUCCUUUUGUCUGAAUAUUGAAUAAUUUUGAUUUCGCAUGGUA